GCCUUUUUACAAUUUCGAGUCCAGCAAUUGAAAUUGAGUCAGGCCUCUCUCUCUCUCUCUCGCGGUUCGCACGCACUAGGCAGAGAGAGAGAGAGUCCGUCGCGAGGGGGUCGUCAUCGUCUCCAGCGAUAUCAUCAUCAUCAUCACGGUUUCGCGUUCAAAUGUCAGAAGCUUCUCGUAGGCGGAGUAGGGUCACUAUCACUCUAGGCCGUAACGGCCAGGUGGUAAGUCGAGAUGGAUGUGAUUUAGAGUUAGAGGAUGAGUUGCUGCCCAAAGUUGGCACCAAGCGUUCUGUCAAAGAAAGAUUAGGGAGCCAGUUAGAUAGUGAUGCGGUGGUCAGUAAAAGGCAAAAAGGGGAAGCUAGUUUCAGCGGAAAUGAUUUGCAGAUCAGUCAAAGUGAUCUCCGGUUCAAACUCUUGCAAAGAGAUGCAAAGAGACGAACUCAGAGCGAUGGAGGCAGCGCUAUGGAUCUUCGUGAAAAGCUUCUCUCCAAGAGUGAGCACCCUCCUCCUCCUCCUCGUAGCCUUGAUAGUCGUCCUCGUAUGGCUGAGCCAAGGGAUGGCCCGUUACCUCCUUCAAGAACUCUCCGUGCUCCCUCUCACAUGCUUUCAUCGAGCAGUUACUAUUCCCCACGGACCCUGGAUGAUAUAGGAAGGAGAUCGCCAGAGAGGCGUGUGUGUACUUCGAGGGGUCGGUCGCCUCCAAGGAACGCUGGAAGUAUCAGUGACACUGCGAGGGAUCUAUCACCGCCAAGGAACACCAGAAGCUUCAGUGGUGGUGCUAGGGCUGCUGUAUCACCGUCGAGAGACGCUCGGAGAAUAAAUGGUUAUCCAAGGGAUCUAUCACCACCAAGGAACACUAGAAGCUUCAGUGGUGGUUCUCGGGAUGCUCGAUCACCGCCAAGAAACGCUGGAAGAAUAAAUAGCCAUCCAAGGGAUCUGUCACCGCUCAGACAUGCUGGAAGAAGGGAUCUAUCGCCGUCAAGAACUGCUGGAAGGAUAAGUGGCCAUCCAAGGGAUCUAUCAGUAUCACCACCGAGAAAUGCUGGAAGAAUGAUUGGUCAUCCAAGGGAUCUAUCAUCGCCAAGAACAACUGGCCAUCCAAGGGAUCUAUCACCACCACUUAGAGAUUCUGGAAGAACAGUUGGCCAUCCAAGGGAUCAAUCACCACUUAGAGAUGCUGGAAGGAUAAUUAGCCAUCCAAGGGGUCUAUCACCGCCAAGAACCGCUGGAAGAACAGUUGUUCAUCCAAGGGAUCUAUCACCGCCAAGGAACACAAGUAACUUCAGUAGUGGCUAUAGGACACUGUCCCCAACUAGAAAUGUUGGAAGCAGCUACAUGAGUUCUUCUCGUGGGUUUUCCCCUCCUAGGAAUCCUGGAAGCUACAUGGGUUCUUCAAUGGGUUCGCCUCCAUCAAGGAACAUGGAUGAUUUUACCGGACGAAGCAGGAUGCUUGAUGAUGUGAGAGCGUCGCCUUAUGGAGUCAGAGGUGUACUAAAUAGUCAAGCACCACCAGCAAAUUGCUCUACUUUCUCCAGGCCAAUGUUACCUCCUCCUGUCCCAAACCCUUAUCCAUUGCCUCCUUUAAGUCAGCUUCCUCCAUUUGGAAGUAUUAUGCAGAACAGUCCCUUCCCUGUGGAAGAGACUCUAACAGUAGACAGCUUUCUAGAUUCACUUGGACUUGGAAGAUACUCCCUUGCCUUUAAGAGAGAGGAAGUGGAUAUGACAACGAUAAAGCAGAUGAAAGAAAGUGAUCUGAAAGAUCUCACCAUACCAAUGGUUCUGUCCUUUUUGAUAUUUCUAAAACAAUUAAGAUUGAUCUAUUCUUUUAGCAGAUUUCUUGAACUUUUUGGUACCAUUUCUAUUGAUUUUUAAUGCAGGGUCCAAGGAAGAGGAUUCUUCAGGCGAUAGCUUGUCUUCCAAGACUAUAGCUAUGAGAAACGGCGUUUGGUGGUCUCUCGCUGAUUCUCACUCUUUUGGUCUUGUUGGCCUUUUUUUUUUUUUUUUGCAGAUCCAAACUAAGGAAAUGUGUUUGAGAUUCAGAAUCGAAACUCCUCCCUCCGAAUUGACUGUAGGCAGAAUUUUCCGCUGUAGUUCUUCUCUGUGAUGCAGUUUUUUUUGUUUUUGGACAAAGUUGUUGACAGAACUUAACUACACUCGUGCCAGGGUUUCGUGUCUUAUUUUGAAUGUGACUGGCACGAGAGCUGUUUCUAGCAACCAACAAGCAUAUAUAAAAAGCUUUUGGCUAGUUUA
Messenger RNA from Raphanus sativus (radish), 2252 nucleotides. RefSeq lists its product as uncharacterized. The transcript has 7 exons. Gene Ontology annotation, molecular function: protein binding. Bases 162 to 1874 code for a protein of 570 amino acids. The record is from RefSeq and is a predicted model, not a curated record. NCBI's taxonomy places the organism in Eukaryota, Viridiplantae, Streptophyta, Magnoliopsida, Brassicales, Brassicaceae.